GGCAGCGCCUCGUGGCGCGGUGCCCGGCGCGGAGGCGGCGCUGUGGGCCGGCGGUGCCGGGGCGCUCCGCGGCUGAGCCCCGCGCCGCGUUCCGUCCGGCCUGCGCGGGGCCCGGCGGGGCGAUGUAGGGGACAUGCCCUGACGGGUCGACGAGCGGUCGGGGCGCCGCCUGCGAGGGCACAGCUGCGCCAGCGGAGCCACCCGUGGCGGGUCGGCCGCGCCCGGCCAGGCCCCCGAGCGCCGCCGCUAUGGCUGGGGCCGGGCUCUGGACGAGCAUCAAGUCCCUGCUAGGGAGGAGCGAGGACCCUCUGUUCCUGAACGACUCCAGUGCCUUUGACUUCUCGGACGAGGUGGGGGACGACGACUUCCCCAGGUUUAACAAACUGCGCGUGGUGGUGGCGGACGAUGGCUCGGAGGCGGCCCCGGAGACACCGGCGAACGGAGCGUCCCCGGGGCUGCCGUCCGACGACGAGUCCCUGCUGGACCGGGACAUCGCCCUGCGCAGCGCCCGGGCCGGCCGGCCGGACCCCUGCAGCGGCUGCAGCAGCCGGCGGGAGCGCUCCAAGCAGAGGAAGGUGAAGAAGCGGCUGACGCUCGCUGCCCUCCUGUACCUCCUCUUCAUGACGGGGGAGCUCAUAGGUGGCUAUGUUGCUAACAGCCUAGCAAUUAUGACAGAUGCACUUCACAUGCUAACUGACCUUAGUGGUAUUAUUUUGACCCUCCUCGCUCUCUGGCUGUCUGCAAAAUCUCCAACAAAGAGGUUCACUUUCGGAUUUCAUCGCUUAGAAGUACUGUCAGCCAUCAUUAGUGUACUGCUGGUCUAUAUCCUUAUGGCAUUCCUCUUGUAUGAGGCUGUUCAGAGAACUAUCCAUAUGGACUAUGAAAUAAAUGGUGAUAUUAUGCUCAUCACAGCAGCCGUCGGUGUUGCCGUUAACUUAAUAAUGGGGUUUUUGCUGAAUCAAUCUGGCCACCUUCACUCCCACUCCCAUUCCCAGCCUCACUCUCACGUACCUCGGCCGAGCUCUCCGAACACAGCCCAGGGCAGCAGCCAUGGACACAGCAGCCUGGCUGUGAGAGCAGCCUUUGUCCAUGCCCUGGGGGACCUGGUACAGAGCAUUGGGGUGCUUGUAGCUGCCUACAUCAUCCGCUUUAAGCCAGAAUACAAGAUUGCUGAUCCUAUAUGUACAUAUGUAUUUUCCAUACUGGUGAUUUUUACAACAAUUCGAAUUCUGUGUGACACGGGAGUUAUUAUUCUGGAAGGAGUUCCAAGGCACUUAAAUGUGGAUCGCAUCAAGGAAGAUUUGAUGAAAAUUGAAGAUGUUUAUUCUAUAGAAGAUUUAAAUGUUUGGUCUCUCACUGCAGGAAAAACAACUGCCAUAGUCCACUUGCAACUAGUUCCUGGUAGUUCAUCUAAAUGGGAGGACGUUCAGACCAAGGCCCGACAGCUGUUGCUGAACACGUUUGGAAUGUACAAGUGCUCUGUCCAGCUUCAGAGUUACAAACAGGAAAUGAGCAAAACCUGCGCGAGUUGUCAGAGUUCCAGUGCCUAAUUUCAUACGUUUUGGGAACUGCUGCCUUAUUCUUUACCUUGUGUAGUCAAAGACUGAGAGCAAUAAAUGCAAAAUGAAAAUUA
Pseudopodoces humilis (Tibetan ground-tit) is the source of this 1633-nucleotide messenger RNA. RefSeq names its product solute carrier family 30 member 4 (gene SLC30A4). Gene Ontology annotation, biological process: zinc ion transmembrane transport; response to zinc ion. The record is from RefSeq and is a predicted model, not a curated record. Gene Ontology annotation, cellular component: plasma membrane. NCBI's taxonomy places the organism in Eukaryota, Metazoa, Chordata, Aves, Passeriformes, Paridae. Gene Ontology annotation, molecular function: zinc ion transmembrane transporter activity.